Varanus komodoensis (Komodo dragon) is the source of this 1201-nucleotide messenger RNA. RefSeq names its product calcium-binding protein 2-like. NCBI's taxonomy places the organism in Eukaryota, Metazoa, Chordata, Lepidosauria, Squamata, Varanidae. The record is from RefSeq and is a predicted model, not a curated record. The transcript has 6 exons. Gene Ontology annotation, molecular function: calcium ion binding. Bases 1 to 696 code for a protein of 231 amino acids.
AUGCCACGCAAGCAGUCUGGGGAGCCAGAGGGCCCGGUGAAGGGCGCAGCGGAGGAAGGUGAUCAGCCCCAGAAGGAGGAAGGCGAGCCCAAGGGCAGCAAAAGCUCUGGCUCUGAAUCGCGGCGAAGCUCCCAGUCUGGCCACGGGCGCAGGCACAGCAAAAAGCAUCAAGCUGACCCUCAUGCAGCUGCCAUCAAGGCAUACUCGCCGUUCCUUAACACUGUCUUUGGCAAGGAGAGGGAACUUUCUCCAGUGGAGCUGGAUGAGCUGCUAGAUGCCUUCAAGGAGUUUGACACGGACCAGGAUGGCUACAUCAGCUACAAGGACCUGGGAGAGUGCAUGCGCACCAUGGGCUACAUGCCCACGGAGAUGGAGCUGAUCGAGAUCUCCCAGCACAUCAAAAUGCGGAUGGGAGGGCGUGUAGACUUCGAGGACUUUGUGGAGAUGAUGGGCCCCAAGCUGCGUGAGGAGACAGCGCACAUGGUGGGCGUGAGGGAGCUGAAAAUUGCCUUCCGUGAGUUCGAUACAGAUGGGGAUGGAGCAAUCAGCGAGGCAGAGCUUCGCCAGGCUGUGGGUGCCCUUCUAGGUGAGCAACUGAAGGCCCAAGAAGUGGAUGAGAUCCUACAGGACGUUGAUCUCAAUGGGGAUGGAAAAGUGGACUUUGAUGAAUUUGUGAUGAUGCUGUCAUCCAGGUAACCAGAUCUGGAGGGGAAGGGGCUGUCUCGCCCCUUCCAGCAUUAUCCUCCUUUUUCAGUAGUCAAAGGAAAUGGGCUGCCCUUUGAUCUCUUUCCACCUCCUGGAGAUAGUGGGACAUCACCCAUGGAAGGAUGAAUUGUCUUCUGUGGAAACCUUCUGGACUUCACUGAAAGCCACGAAACCCCACCUACACAUUUAAUUCAGUCUUCAUGUGAUGUAAGGUAUCGCUGGGGAGCUGGAGAGGUGCCAGGCUGCAAGCCAUGUCCGAAGGGAACUUAUCCUGCCUUGAGGCAAAUUGUCUAGACAGCCCAAAAGAAUCUGCCUGGCAGUUUCCCCUCCCUGUUAACAGGAAGUACACAAAAGCUCACACCAAAUUCUUCUGGUCCUGGAAAACUGUCAACAGGCAUGGAAAAAUCACUCUCAACCAUGGAUCAAAUGUGAAGGCCCCGUGAUUUUUCUGUGUCCAAGUUCUCUGCGCAACCUGAGGCUUCAUCCAGGAGCCAGA